AUGGCGAAUACAAACGCCGCCUCAAACGCCGACGAGCCACGGCGAGAAAUCAUCCCACCGCCGAUACCGUCGCCGUCAUGGUUUUCCCCACUGCCGAUCGAAAUCGUCUUGAAAAUCUUAGCCUACGUCCCGAAACGCUAUUACCCAACGCUCUCUUGCGUCUGCAAGAACUUCCGUUACCUCGUUCGUUCGCCGGAGAUUCACAGGAUUCGUUCUCUCCUCCGCAAAGAUUCGCUCUACAUCUGCUUCUACGACGAAACCAGUCGCCCAAAGAUCCGAAAGUGGUUUACUUCACAUACCCGAAAGUGGUUUACUUUCCACAUGGGUGAGAAUAAUCCGACUGAGAAUCACUUCCUCGUCUCCGUCGAUCUUGGGUUUCCUUAUCAUGACGAGUUUAGCCCUUCCACCAUCGCAAUUGGUCCGGAGAUUUUCUUUAUCUGCGGAUCAUACAUUCCCUUAUCAACCUUGUGGAUCUUUGAUUCCCGAUCUGGUGUAUUACGCCAAGGACCCAGUAUGAUAGUAAAUCGAAGGUUCAAAGACGUGGGUUUAGUGGGUAGUAAGAUAUAUGUGGUCGGAGGCUAUGGAGACGAUGAUGUUAUUGAAGCGGAAUCAUUUGACCUAAAGACACAAACUUGGGAACCAGCGCCGAUUCCUGAGGAAAGUGUGUGGGGUUCGUCUGCUACUGUUUCAUUAGAGAGGAAGCUUUGUGCGUUAACGAUUACUAACGACAUCGUUCAUUGCUACGAUUCUAGAGAUGGUUCUUGUGAGAGUUUUGAGGUGCCUAACGAUGAAUGGUGGAGAACGGGUGUGUGUGUGAUUGAAAAUGUUCUCUACGUUUACUACGCUAGAUUUGGGUUGAUGUGGUAUGACUCUAAGCUGAUGCUAUGGAGAGUGGUUUUUGGUUUGAGGAAUCUCAACAAGGUUCGAUCCGUUGGAAUGGCUGAAUGCUAUGGAAAGAUGGCGUUUUUGUGGGAAGAAUCGAGGGAUGUUAGUAGUGAAACCAAGGAGAUUUGGUGUAGACUGAUUGCUUUGAAUAGGAGUGAAGCAGGGAUCCGUGGGACUGCAGGAGCGUCUAAACUUCUGGGGAAUGUUCCUCGCGGCUACAGACUGGAGCAUUGUCUAUCUCUUUCAGAUUAG
Molecule: messenger RNA, 1137 nt
Organism: Eutrema salsugineum
Lineage: Eukaryota; Viridiplantae; Streptophyta; Magnoliopsida; Brassicales; Brassicaceae
Product: F-box/kelch-repeat protein At2g44700
Molecular function (GO): protein binding
Source: RefSeq, a predicted model, not a curated record